GCUUACAUGAGCAGAUACGAGCUGAGCAGAGAUGAAGUGCUGGAACAGAAGCAGGCUUUCGACUUGCUGGAUAUUGAUGGCAAUGGCAAGGUCACAUACCAGGAGGUCAAGGAGAUGAACGCCAAGCUUGGACAGCCUAUGUCUGAACAGGAGCUUUCUGAGCAGUUCACCACCCUUGAUGUUGAUGGUAACAACACGGUGACAUUCCCGGAGUUUCUGAAGGUAUAUGUGAAAGGUGAGUUCGGCAGGGAGGUGCCACUACCGAGAGGAGAGGAGACGCUGCAAGUCAACGAUCUAGCACCUGGUCGCGCGCACUCUAUGAGCAACACGCUGGACCCCAUCGACGAGUCCAAGAUGAUAAUGAAGCUGUCUCAAAAGAACAGUGCCAGCUACUAUGUGCGCGUGGCGAAGGUAAUGCUGGCUGGAUCUCAGGAGAAGCCCGCUUCGGAAGUGCUCGAGUUGAAUGCCCUUGGGUAUGCCAUUCCGCAAGCAACAGCUGUGGCGGCAUUGCUCGAGGAGCAGCAAAUCGGCAAGGCGCCUGCUAUCGGUCUCCAGAUUCGUGGGUUCCUGGCACCACCAGGCAUUGCCUGGCGCUUGGCGUUGGAUGUUGCUGGAGACAUACCAGCCGGCCGCGACUGGGCAGAGCUGGUUGAGGCAGGCUAUUUAGAUGUCGACUGGCGUGAUGUUGAGUUUCCAGUGGGAUCGUUGGAGUUGCCAAGAUCAUUGAGACGUGGGGAGGCCAAGACCUUUUUGGCUUGCAAAAUCGCAUUGGGCAGGGCAAGCAUGGUGAAGGACGGCAAUCCUCCCAAGUUUCCGGAAUUCUUUGCGUCAUGUCUGGUUCGAAGCCAGGCGUCCCUUCUUGCAGCAAGAGCCCGUGGAGCCGAUCAUGCAGAUCCUGUUGCGGACUGGCAGCAGGUGUACCGUGUUCGACAUCGGGAUCAGGUGCUGCCUUUUGCCCUAUGCGAGGUGGUUUUUGAGGAGCGACGUGCGAUUGCCAAGCCACUGAUCUGUGAAUAUUGUGAGCAACGAGCUGCAAGCGUCUACUGCAAGAACGACAAUGCCCACUUCUGUGCUGCGUGUGAUGCAUCGCAUCACUCGGAGAACGAGUUUUUCGCUCGGCAUCAGAGGUUUGCGCUGGAACACUCACCUCUACAGUUUGGCCUUUGCCGACACCAUCCAUCUGAGCGCUACGAAAGCGUGUGCUUGCAAUGCAAGGUCAUGCUCUGCCGCAUGUGCAACAAGUUCGGGGACCAUGCCAGAAAGGAGCAUGAAGGGCAUACGCUGAUGUCGACAGUUGAGGCUUUCCAGCAGGCCAUGCAGGCCGGCAGCGAGUCUGACUCCGAACAGGGCAGACACAACUCGAUUCUGCAAGAGGUUAUGCAGGAUCGACAUUUCCAGCUCAUGGAGGUCCACGCGAACUUCGAGGAAACCCAGGGUCAAAUGGAUGUCGUUUUGAGGGGUGCAUUAGACCAGCUGGAGCGAGCACAGUCUCGCAAGCUGGAGUUCCUGCAAUCGAUGAAGAGACAGGUUACCACACAACUGCUCUUCAUCCAAUGGUUGGACAAUUUCCAAGCGCAUUGUCGAAUGGCUUUGCCUCCUGCCGACUUCGUGGUGGCCACCAGGAGGCAUGAAGGCUUGCUCGCCGCGCUGUUUGGCUCUGAUGGAAGCUCUGUUCUCAAGGUGGGUGUUAAAGGAGCUGUCGUCCCUUAA
This is a messenger RNA of Symbiodinium pilosum, 1710 nucleotides long. The record is from the annotation of a GenBank genome assembly. NCBI's taxonomy places the organism in Eukaryota, Dinophyceae, Suessiales, Symbiodiniaceae.